Camelina sativa (false flax) is the source of this 1631-nucleotide messenger RNA. RefSeq names its product transcription factor MYB25. Gene Ontology annotation, molecular function: RNA polymerase II cis-regulatory region sequence-specific DNA binding; DNA-binding transcription factor activity, RNA polymerase II-specific. Gene Ontology annotation, biological process: regulation of DNA-templated transcription. The record is from RefSeq and is a predicted model, not a curated record. NCBI's taxonomy places the organism in Eukaryota, Viridiplantae, Streptophyta, Magnoliopsida, Brassicales, Brassicaceae. Gene Ontology annotation, cellular component: nucleus.
AAGCUUUUGCAGUUAGGAAAGCUGGUAGUACAAACCAAAAAUAACCAAAACCAUUUUUUUUUUUUAAUUUGGCGAAAAAAAAAUUGAAACUUUGGUGUAAAAUGGAUCGAUCGGAGCCGUUACCUUUACCAUUUACAGAUUCCGAUGAAGGAAUCAGUGAGGCGAUUGAGGCGGAGCUAGCUGAGUUAGCUGCUGGAGAUUCAAGCGGUGGUUACGGCGGCGGUGGAGGAAGGGUUAAGAGUAAAGUGAAAGGACCUUGGUCUACGGAGGAAGACGCUGUGCUCACUAAGCUUGUGAUUAAGUUAGGUGCUAGGAAUUGGAGUUUGAUCGCUCGUGGUAUCCCUGGUCGUUCUGGUAAAUCUUGUCGUUUGCGUUGGUGUAAUCAGCUUGACCCUUCUCUCAAGCGUAAACCUUUCUCUGAUGAGGAAGAUCGUAUGAUAAUAUCAGCUCACGCGAUUCACGGAAACAAAUGGGCGGUGAUUGCCAAAAUGUUAACCGGGAGAACAGAUAACGCCAUCAAGAACCACUGGAACUCAACCCUUAGACGUAAAUACGCUGAUCUUUGGAACAAUGGUCAAUGGAUAGCUAAUUCAGUUACCACUGCUUACGUCAAGAACGAGAACCUCGACGAAGUGUCUAAUCCAUCCUCAAAACAACAGUUGCCUCAAGAAGAUAUCAAUUCGCCACCAAAGCCUCCACAAGUGAGUGAUGUUAUAAUGGAAGAUGCAGCUAAUGAACCUCAUCAAGAACAAGCUGCUCCACCAGUAGAGAGUGACGUUCAAGCUCCACCAGUAGCGAGUGACGUUCAAGCUCCACCAGUAGAGAGUAACGUUAAAGCUCCACUAGUAGAGAGUAACGUUCCAAUAGAGAGUAGUAACGUGUUUCGCCCUGUGGCUCGAGUUGGUGCGUUCAGUGUCUAUAACCCAACCAGCCAAAGAAAUGGAUACAGGGACCAAAACAUAGUUCCAUGCGAAGGACUCUUGAUUCAAGCGGCUAAACCUGAUUCAUUGGCAGGUAAAUUUCUACAAUCUCUUUACGAUGAACCUCAUGUCCCUUCAAAAUGUGGUCGCGGUUGCUCUACUACAAAUCCAGCUGAAACUAAGUACUCACGUAACUCGGUGUUGGGACCGGAGUUUGUGGAUUACGAAGAGCCUUGUGCAGUUUUUAACCAAGAACUGAUAUCUAUAGCAACAGAUUUGAACAACAUUGCGUGGAUAAAGAGUGGUCUUGACAAUGCAGUUGUCAGAGAAGCAGAACAGAGUUUGAAGAUUGAUAAUUGCAACUAUAAUGACCCUCGAAUCAAGUUUACUGGAAUGGUGCCUAGACAAGAUUUCUUCUGUGCAAGAAGCUGAAACUCAAAAUGUAGGGCUUGAGAAUCAUCAUCCCUGCCCCAACUUUUUUUUUUGUCCCAAUUCUUUGCGCUUUAAUGCAUAUGUAGAUGAUGAUCUUCAUGAUGAUUCGAGGUUGUUUCUCACAUUUUGAUUCGGAUUCCGUUGAAAGGGGAGACUAAACAUAGUCAAAUCCUUGUCCUCUUAUAUAUAAGAAUAAGAAUCCCAAAUCAUUUUCUUUCAAACGCUGGUUGUCAGAUUAGAAAAACUGAAAAGUUAAAUUAGUGGCUUCGUUUAUAUGUU